Labrus mixtus (cuckoo wrasse) is the source of this 2087-nucleotide messenger RNA. RefSeq names its product Golgi reassembly-stacking protein 1-like. Gene Ontology annotation, cellular component: Golgi apparatus. The transcript has 9 exons. Bases 157 to 1359 code for a protein of 400 amino acids. NCBI's taxonomy places the organism in Eukaryota, Metazoa, Chordata, Actinopteri, Labriformes, Labridae. The record is from RefSeq and is a predicted model, not a curated record. Gene Ontology annotation, molecular function: protein binding. Gene Ontology annotation, biological process: Golgi organization.
UUUAUUAGCUUUGCCUGCUGUGCCUCCUCUCUCUUCUACUCUCCUGUCGGCGCUAAGCUAGCUCGACCCAGGCUGAAUAUCUUUCAGUAAUGACUUCUACCAUCUCUCUCCCUCAGUGACAUCCAUCCACACAUCUGUACGGGACAGCAGAGAGCCAUGGGGCUGCCACAGAGCUCCUUUCUGUCGGACGGGGGGACUAGUUGUGGAUAUCAUGUUCACGGGAUCCAGGAGGACUCUCCUGCAUUCAAAUCUGGUCUGGAGCCCUUCUUUGACUUCAUCCUCUCCAUAGGAAACACCCGCCUCAGUAAAGAAAGUGACCUGCUCAAAGACCUGCUCAAAGCCAAUGUGGAGAAAGCGGUCAAACUGGAAGUGUACAACUCCAAAACCCAGCGGGUGAGGGAACUGGAGGUGACACCCAGUAACAUGUGGGGCGGUCAGGGUCUGCUGGGCGCGAGCGUCCGCUUCUGCAGCUUCGAAGGAGCCAAUGAGAACGUUUGGCAUGUCUUGGAUGUGGAGUCCAGUUCUCCUGCAGCUUUGGCCGGCCUCAUGCCUCACAGUGACUUCAUUGUGGGAGCUGACCAGGUGCUGCAAGACUCAGAAGAUUUCUUUUCUCUGAUUGAAGCCAAUGAGGGGAAACCUCUGAAGCUGCUGGUGUAUAACACACACACGGAGCACUGCAGGGAGGUGGUGGUGACUCCAAACGGAGCGUGGGGAGGAGAGGGAAGCUUAGGCUGCGGCAUCGGCUACGGCUACUUGCACAGAAUCCCGACUCGUGCGGCUCAUACCAGCGACCAGAACAACCAGACUGAAUCAGCUGUGAUUUACAGCGAGGACGAGCUGGCUCCACCUGAACACACUGAGGUGCCUUCAGCAGCAGAGCUCGACCCCUCCAGGGUCAGCACUUUAGAUUUAAAUCAGAUCAGAGACGCUGUGCAGGACGUGUGUGAGACCUCGCCCACACAGCCCGCUGUACACUCAGAUAUUUCCAACAUGCCCGAAGAAAAGACUCCAGAUUUGUCUGCCCUGGUUUCAAACGACGACACUGACCAGACCUCCAUGCUCGAUAAUUCUGGAGACAACUCUUGUGAUCAGAGUAGUCUGGCCGCCUCCUCUGUUGGCCAGCGACCUUCGUCUCCAGAGAGAGAAGAAGAAGAAGAAGAAUCAGAGACCCGGGAGGCGGAGCACCCGGCCGUCACCGACCCCGUCACAGAAACGGACGACGACCUUGUGAUCCUUGAGGUCGCCGCAGAAAACCCGAGUGACACGAGAGGAGCCCUAGAGGUGCAGGAUGGUACAGAUGUGGGACCCAUGAGCUCGGGGAGUAAACUGGAGGAAGAGGCUGCAGCGUCAGACAGUUAAGAACCCGAGUGUCAGAGUUUUAGUGACCUGUUGAAGUCGUAGCUGCUACCUGUUGGCUUUGCGAUAGAGAUGAAGAAAAGCUUCCAUAACGAUUGUAAGUUUCAUCACUGGAACUAUUUUUAGUUUAAUUUAUAAACGGCAUACUGCAUGCUUUAAUUGCACAUUUUUAAGAUGAUAGUCUGUUGACCUGAGAGUAGAUCCCGAUUGUCAACACUUUUUAAUUUAUGCUGCAUACUGAAUGUCCUAACACGAAGCCGGAUGAAGCCUUAGCCGAGAGUUAGCUGCUGUUUAAAAAGUCAUCCUGGUUUUUGCACUAUGAAGCCAAAAGGUCAGAAGAACAUUUUGUCCUAAUCAUCUGCUGAUAAGAUGAAACUCUGUUAGAAAAGUAAAGAAAUAGAGAGAGUUCCUGCAGACGCAUCAUGGCGGUUUAGUGUUUUUUAUACUUUGGGAUUUUGGGGGUUAAAGGUUUUUUAUUUUGGACGGGAAACAUUUGAAAUGUUUGUUAGUUUUAACCAUCUUUGCCUUACUGUAUGUUUCAUCUUAAAUUCCCUCUGACUGUAACUUCCUCUUUUACUGAUGACGGUGUUAAUGAGCAAGCUGUGAUUGAUGCUGCACUCUGAUUGGUUCAUGUUCACUCUCUAUUUGUUGAAAAGGUUUUUGUUUCAGAGUUUUAUGUCUAAACAAGAGUAUUGAAAUAUUUAUAAAAAAAAUGAAUUAUUGAAGAUCGA